Messenger RNA from Salvia splendens (bonfire salvia), 2392 nucleotides. RefSeq names its product nijmegen breakage syndrome 1 protein. Gene Ontology annotation, cellular component: Mre11 complex. The transcript is spliced from 13 exons. The coding region runs from base 551 to 2251 and encodes 566 amino acids. NCBI's taxonomy places the organism in Eukaryota, Viridiplantae, Streptophyta, Magnoliopsida, Lamiales, Lamiaceae. Gene Ontology annotation, biological process: mitotic G2 DNA damage checkpoint signaling; double-strand break repair via homologous recombination. The record is from RefSeq and is a predicted model, not a curated record. Gene Ontology annotation, molecular function: protein binding; damaged DNA binding.
AAUUGUAUACUUUUAGAAUCAGAGUUCAGUAAUUGAAAAUUGGAGCGAUACCAACUGCUUAUUUUUGUUGGGAUUUCCUAUCGACAUUUUCUUAGAUGACUUUCUCAAACAAAAUUUUGCCCCAGUGAGUAGAUAGUCUGCUGCACUCUAGUGAAUGAGGUAGUAGUAUUUCAGUAAAGAAUUUCCUUGAGGAAGUGAAGGGUAGUUAAAGAAGUGAACUUUGGUCAAGUUUGUGGGAAGUAAGUUUUUCCACUCAAGCCGACGGAGGCUAUAAGUUUUCAUAGUGCUGAUCAUUUUUGGGAAAUAUAAGUGAAUGAUAUGUUUGGUUAAGUUUGUGGGAAGUAAAUUUUUCUACUCAAGCCGGCGGAGGCUACAAGUUUUCCUAGUGGUGAUCAUUUUUGGGCAAUAUAAGUGAAUGAUAUGGUAGUUAUUUGUUGUGGAAGCAAAGAAAUGAGAAAUAGGUAGCAAUAGCAUCUUCGUUUAUAUGAUUAUGUUCUAUCAUGACUUUACUUUGGGGACUGGGGUGUUUGGUAAUACUUUAGUCGACUGAAUGAAGAUUCCCUGGUGGGAUGUUGCUAGAGAUGUGGCUUACUAUAUCAGUGAAAAUGAGUACUAUAUUUUCAAAAAAGGGACGUACAAAGUCGGACGAAAAGGAUGUGACAUAAUCAUAACCAAAGAUAAAGGGGUUUCAAGGGUCCAUGCUGAAAUUAUUGUAAAUGAAAUGGUUUGCAUGGAUCAUUUAGAAAAUAUACAUUCAGAUAAUUCCUCUAAAGUUCAGAUAAGAGACUGCUCCAAGUAUGGAACCUUCAUCAGCAGAAAUCUGGACUCUAAAGAAAAAGUUCAUGAAUUUCCAAAUAAAGAAGCAACAUUGAAGGAUGGAGAUGUGGUUACAUUUGGUACUGGAAUUGCACAAUAUAGGUUUUCCUAUGUUCCCCUCAUCCUUUGCGCGUCGUCAUCCAAGCCUUCAGAGAUGAAUAAACUUAAAACCAAGAUGUUGACAAUCGGUGCCAGUGUCACUCAAGCUUGGACUUCUAAAUGCACGCAUAUGGUUAUUGAUGACUUCAACCCUAUCAAUGAUGAAAUUAUCAAUUCGAUUGUGGCUAGAAAACCCCUUGUCCGAUUUAGCUGGAUAGAGGUAGUUGCAGGAAAAACAUUUUCCACUGAGAUUCCCAGCCGUCUCUCGCAUGCUCCGACCUUGAUACUGGAAGGUGCAUCUCUCAAAGUCGCCGACUCACAAUCUCGAGAACAGUGUUUGGAAGGAUACACUUUUAUGUUGGACUCCAAGCACAAGUAUAAAUUUAAGGAGAAGAUGUGUAUGCUUUUGGAAGCUGGUGGUGCAAAAGUUGUUUACGCUGAAACUUUAGAUCAAUGCAGUCAGAAUACCAGAGAGAAUCUGGUGUGCGUGAUGCCAGCUGGAAUGACGAGCAGCAGUGGAAAUUUCAAAAAAUUCAGUUAUCUGCCUACGGUGAAUGAGAUGGAACUGAUUUCAGCCGUUGUUUCUGGACAUCUAGAUCCUUCAGUUAUGGCAUCAGCACCUGUGCUGGUCACAUCUUCAUGCUCCACAGAUGUGACGGUGGUUGCGGAUUCUGAUGUAGAAAUGGAAACUGCCACAUCAGUACGUACGUCUGCUGCAGUUAAUUUGAUAUCUUCUGCUGAAGAUGAAUGCGAAACAAAGAUGGGGAUCCACGAGACAGAACGUUCAGAAAGAAAUUGCAAAGCAGAAAAUGUUGUUCAUGUGAUAGAAUCUACGGAACACGACAGUGUAGCAAAAACAGAGGCUGGAGCAACAGAUCCUGGGAGCCCAGGAUUCUUACAUUCUAAAGGGGAAGCCCUUAAGCUUGACACACCUUAUUGGAGUUCUAUAUCAAGGGACAGAGAUGAACAUAUGACGAGGAAUGAUGAGGGGCAUCCAUCGGAUAGUGAGAAUGUGGAUAUAAUAUACAGCGAGUCUCUAAUUGUUCGAGAGUCUAACUCAGUACAAUUCGAUCAUUCUGCAAGAAAUGGCGCAGCUGCUAACUUCAAACGUUUUAGGAAGAUGAGUGUUCCAUCAGGGAACAGCUUCAGCAACCUUAUUCCGUUUUCAGAGUAUCCAUACAAAGAUUCUGACUAUGGAAACGAAGAUGUGGCUGAGUCCAUCAAAGAGGAGAAGAAGCGCAAGCAGAUGGAGGCCAUUGCAGAUGACUUAUUUAACAACGACAAGGGAAGACGACGUGCAUCUGGUACCCUUCCUUCGCUCUUUGCUCGUCGUUGAUUGUCAAGAAUUCAAAGAGCUCUCUUCUUUCUUUUGAGUCUUGUAUAAUUUUGAUUUUAUACAUUGCUAAAUGUCAAUCGAUCUUCACUGUUAUAUGGAGAGUGAAAGGCAACACGCGCACUAAUAUGAUCUUCUACCAAA